AGUUAUUUCAGCAGAAAGAUCAUCGGUGGAUCGGCUCAACAAAAAAAUGAUCACACGACGAGGAUCUUCAAGCGACAAUGCCAAAAUGAAGAAGUUAUAGUUUUUACCGCAUCAUUCGACGGCUGGAAAUCGGAGCCUCACAAGUGCGGAUGAAACGUUGACGGUGCAUCGAAACAAGCUCGGUUUAACAUUGGAAGACUUUCCGGAAAAUAGUCCACGACGUCCGUGAGGACUAUAUUUUCUACUUCUAAAAAAACUACGCAGGAACAGUUGCUCCUCACAGUUCUGGAGAAAAGGAAAUCUGAACAGCAUCUAUUAGUAUUAAAAAGAGCCUUUUUAUAAAAUUCCUGAUUUCAUCUGUUCGUCUUCGUUUUGCCCCUGUGAAGACAACCACCACUUUCUACUUUUCGUUUGCAUCAUCUAGAGGAAAAAAGCAAUUUCGGAUGGAAGUUAGAGGAACUUCAUCAAAAAACAAUCUCUAGCAGCAACUGAAUCAAUUGGUUUGUUUGCUACUUCGAGUUCUACUUUAAAAAUUACCCCAAGACUUACUUCGAGCUCUUCGUUCUUUCCAUCUUGCUCUCUCCAAUUCUUCUAUAUAGUUUUUCUCUGCUUUCGUGUUUUUCCCUUUAGAGAAAAAUACAUUUUGGUCACUUAAGAAUUCAACGCAAAAAAAGGGCUUCAUCUCCUUCUGAAGCAUCAAGUACUACACCAAGUUGAAGAAAGCAAAAGCUCUUCGCCCCACAGGGACGCUAAACUCAACUAGAAUCACACGCUGAACCAAAAAAGCAACUUUUACAUAUUAAGUACUUCCCAACAUACCAACAAGAAGUUUGACUUUAUAGUAAAGAAAUUUUUCAGAAGAUUUGUUACAAUGCCAGGCAAGAACAUGUCGCGCGCCGUCCGUGUCUCGUCCUCGCCCUCGUGUGGGCCUCAUCAAGACAGCAUGAUCGGCAACGGCGGAAUUACUAAUCGCGUCGUGGUCGUCUCGCCAGCGUCAGCAGUUCGUGAGCAAGUACAACAAGUAGAACCCCGGCAAGUUGUCACCACCAAAAACAAAAAUGCAGCGCGGCUGUCGCCCUCGUGGUCGGGGUCCCGCAACAUGAAGACGGGCCUGGGUUGUUCUUAUUCCGCUCUACUUUCUCCUGCACUCCUGCUUUUGCUGAGCAGCCUCCUGGUCCUCGUGCGGGAACGGGAAGUAGGCAACUUCAGAAGUUUGUCUGACGUGUUCUUGGGACAACUUCUGCGUGAAGAUCACCAUCUUCAGGUGACUCGGGGCGCAGACGGAGGAGCAGGAGGACUUGGACUGUUGCUCUUCGCCCAGGCCGCACGACCAGAAGGACAAAAGACCGGGCUUGCGCGUGGAUUUCUACUAAAGGAACCGAAAACUGCUUCCCGUCGCGCAAGUACAAGUACUGCUGUUACCUUACAACCAGGGACGGGGGCUCCUGGGGCUCCGCCGGGCAAUAUUGAUCCUGCGGGUAGAAGCUCCUGCGCCGGAGGCUCUAGUGCCGCUUCGGAUAGUAGAACUAGUCUUGCCGCCUCCGAACCACGCGGAUCGGAGACAGACCACAAGGACUGGCUGAAGGCACAAGUACAACAACAACCUGAAGGUCGUCGUUCUCGUGGCGAGGAGGACUGGGAACGGGUGCUGAAACAGUUUGUGGCUAACCCUCUCCCACCCACUAACACUAUUCCUGAACAAUUUCAUUUUGCAACUGGGCCUGUCCCCAGUACACCCACCCGAUCAGACGACGAUCCUGGAACAAAGAAGCAUGUUGCCCCACGAACUGGCACCGCCACGUCGCCCACUGCAAGAAGCACGAGUAAGGGCAGCAGGGGUCGUCGUGGUUCUACCUCAUCUUCAUUCCCGGAGGUCCCUGGCUUUGCACGUGGAUUUCUAAACAAACCUUGUUCCCAUCGCGGGACGAGUACUGCUGUUACCGCACCAGGGGCCGCGGGAGCGGCUGCUCCGCCGCCGGGCAAUAUCAAUCCUGCGGGUAGCUGCGCCGGAGGCUCUAGUUCUAGUACCGCUUCGGGUAGUAUUAACAGUAGUCUUCCCGCUCCGGGACAACGCUCGAGCACGACGGACGACGCCGCGGCAGAUCCUAGUCAUACGAGGUCGUCGUGGUGCGAAAUAGAAAAGCCGCCCGGUCUCCGUCAUGAGUUUACUAGUAUUCAUGAGAAACCUGGCUCACCUCUGACCGCCGCUGAGGAAGAGCAGUUGCGCAAAUUUCUAGAAGAAGCCGCAAAUCCAAAUGCCGAGUAUGAUCUUGAAGACGAUAAUAAAAAGGUCGUCGUCCCGCGAUACCACUACAUGGAAGCGGGCAAUUUACUGACGCCCGAAGGUUUGGAGGCGUGGAAAGUCAAAAUGCGUCACCUGCUCCCCUCGUCAGGAGGCCCGGACUAUGAUCCUGGAACAAACGCCGCGUCGUCCACGGAGAAUCCGCCACGACCUGGCACCGCCACGUCCUCGCCCACGGCAAGAAGCACGAGUAGGGGCAGUAGGGGUGGUCGUGGUUCUACCUCAUCUUCAUUCCCGGACAAACCGAAACCUUCCCCUUCUGCCCGUCGCAGGACGAGUACUGCUGUAACGGCACCAUUGGCCGCGGGGGCGGCUCCGCCGCCGGGCAAUAAUGCUGCAGGGGGCAGCGCGGGAGGCUCUAGUACCGCGUGGAGUACAACUAAAACUAGUCUGUCGUCGAAACCACCAUCGGGCACGACUGACACCGCGGCCGCGGGCCCCACGAAAGCGUCAGGGCCGGCACGGACGUCGAGGCACGAAGAAGUCGCAGAACUACAGCUGCGUCCGGGAUCCUCGUUCAACGAGCAUGUAGUUGCCCCACCUGGCUCUGGCACCACCACGUCCUCGCCCACUGCAAGAAGCACUAGCAAGGGCAGAAGGACCACGUCCUCGCCCACUGCAAGAAGCACUAGCAAGGGCAGAAGGACCACGUCCUCGCCCACUGCAAGAAGCACUAGCAAGGGCAGAAGGGGUCGUAGUCGUUCUUUCUCAUCUUCAUCCCCGGAGGGCCGUAUGCGACGCGGAAGUUGUCGUGCAGCAGCCGGUAGUCGUAGUGGUCACUCUCCUCGUUCCUCCAACAGUCGCAGCAGGAGCAAGAGUCCGAGUCCCGGACGACCCGCAAGAGCAGGAAUAUCGCAAGCACUAGCAGCGCCUGCUACGCACUUAGAUACUGUUCCGCCGAAUCAAGGUGUUGAACCAUCAUCCGAGCUCGCCCUGGCCGUGCAGAACAUCGCGACGAGGAGCCACCAGACGCUCGCCCGCAGCUGUGGCAGCAGUGAGGGAUCUGCAGAUGACACCGAGGACUAUGACAACGACUACCCGAGGGCGCCGGGAAAAAGCUUUUUUCCAAGCCCGCGGCAGAGGUUGAGGCAGGAGGCUAAGACGACCCUAAAUGCGAAGAAACUCAGCGACGAGAAGGAAUUUUACAAGUUGAUCGGAACAGACACCUGGAUUCGCCGGCUGUAUCAAGUGUCGAAAAAUUUCGCGGGUUUCUUUCAAAAUAAGGACCAAAACACGUACGGACCAGCCAUAAAAUCCCGCAGAAACUUGUACAACGCACAUGACAAGCUACCUAAGCCUGAGCAGUUCGUCCGUGCGGACGAGAACACAAAAACAAGCAAACAGCAGGAGCGCAAAAUCUACGAGCUGGUUGCGAUCUGGAUGAAGGAUUGGGUGAAGGCCGACAAGAAAGGCGGGAUUUUUACGGCCGAUGAGGAGGAGUUUGUCCAAAUAGUUGUGGAAACCCUGACCUACUGGAACGUGACUAGACCAGCAACCGAACAACAAACCGCAGAGCAAACGAACAACAAACCGCAGAGCGAACGAACAAACCCAGGGCCCGCAAAGCAAACGAACGAACAAACCGCAAAGCAGAGCGAACGAACAAAGCGCAGAGCGAACGAACAAACUCAGGGUCCGCAAACGGAAAAACCGCAGAGCGACGAGGACGGUAUAUCCGACGAGCACAAGUACAGCGUCCACCAAGAAGUGCUGCUUCAAAUCGCAAUGCAGGCGACCAUAUGAACUGCAAAAGUAUCGUAUUCGUAUAAAUGCAUGACAAAUUUCCUCAGCAUGAGAGAUAAAAUUUGUAAUGCGGAUUUACGUCCAGGAAAAAAUGCAUGACUGCAAUUAUACGAGUGCGAUACUUUUGCACAGGAUAGACCACUGUCUUCUUCACGUGGGCGGGGAAGGGAAACCCACAAGUAGACGCCGAGACCCGGCCUUUGCUUCAAGCCGUGCAAACGUUACUGUUUCUGCUCGCGCGACCGGUGUUGCGGAAGGAAGUAACAGAUUUGCGCGGCAACAUGCAAAUCGGGAAGCGCCUGCUGUGGCGAAAGCCCCAACUUUUCCGCUUGGACCAGUUUCAGACGAAGACUCGCGAUACAGUGGUCGACGUCGAUGCUAAUGUUCGGAUUUAUGUCGUGCAAGACAGAUUUUUAGAGGGAGCUGCAGCAACUCCCUGUGCCUCCUGUGAUGUGCGCCGGGACGAGGGGGGCGCAGCCGGAGCCACAGUUGCAGACAGCGCCACCGUUGUUUUCCUACCUGUGCAGCUCAUGCAUACUCGAGAUGACGAGUAUAGUCGGAGUUACAGCUUCCCAUUCUCAUUUUUUGAGGCGCCUAAUGCUUGUUUGACUGUGUCGAAGAGGACCGCAAAACAAGAAGUUCACCGAGCAGGCACUCCUGCUGUACCACAACUACAAGUUGCUGGGACUCAUCUCCAAACGAGGGGGCCUUCGAAAACCAACGACGAAGAGUCCUCCGCGCUGGCCGCCCAGAAUCACGUGCACCGGCAGAUAUAUUUUCAGAAUGGCCAGACCCUGGAGCAGCGGGCUGUGAUGCUACACUUGAUCCACCCAUGGGAGGCGUUUGCGGUGUGGGAGAGAAACAAAAAACCGGCGUCGUUGGGAGAGGAGGAGAGCCGCAGUCUGGGCGCGAUGAAAGUCCUUGGCCAGUUCGUGCUCGGGCCUGCACAGGCGGAAAACUUGAAGAACACGAGCAGCUAUCAAGCCUUCGAGAGGAAAUUCCUAGAUGUGAAAGAUAGAACACGCUGGCCCCCUUGCCCCGGACCCGGUAGUAUAAGUUCCUACAUUUUGGUGGUCAGCUUCACCGGCGGCUUAUCCGACAGCUUCCAGAUUCCCGGAGAGCUCAUCACGCUCUCUUCACCAGAGGAUCACUCCGUGUUUCAGCGAAUUCUCGACAACAACAAGGCACUGAGCGACGCUGUGGCAAAAAACCAAACGGCGUUGACCGUCGCCCUUUAUCAACUGCAAACUUGAUAUAUCGAAUUUGGAUUCGCAAUCUACUUUCUCUGGGGCUGCAGCAAGUAUAGAAAAAAAUGAACAUCCGCACAUGAAGAUGAAGAUGGUUCUAACAAUACUCCUUGAUGAGAUGAAGUUGUCAGUUUGUUGUAUUUGUGUACGUAAAUAAGUUUCAACAGUUGCGUUGCAACAAGCAGCGCAGCUUCACAGAAUCGUGCUGGACAACUAGAACAGCUGCGAAAGCUGUGUCACAGAGCGUCGACAUGCACAUGCUGCAUACUCGUCAACAUUAACAUAAGCACUUUCUUUCUCCUCGCAGACACAGACCCAGCGAACGAUGAAAAUCUUCGAUAUAUUUUUUUUCCGUUGCACAGCCGCCCGAUUUCCAUGCCCCUUCCAGAAGACGAGUGUGAGGAAGUGAUUCAGGCGAAUCUAUUGAGAGCGCAGCAAGAAGACGCCAGCUAUGGGCGAGAAGAACAGCAGGCGAGCCUGGAGUAUUUUCCCUUUUCGAGUGAAGAGCAGGCGCGCGCGCAUGUCCGGCAGGAGUUGAUGGAAGCCAUGGGGAUUGAAGAGGCAGAGUUGGCCGCUGCGAACUCGGCGCUUGAAGAGGAAGCGAGAAAAAGCAAAGAGCUCCUGCGAGAACAAGAACUUCCGUCCGGGCCAUCCUCAGCACCAGCUGCACCAGCCAGUGCCGUGGCGCAGUUUCGUGAAGACGAGUUAGGCCAGCCUGCGCACCAGAUGUUGAGCAGGCGGAGCGAAGAGCAAAUUGCCGAAUCUUCCUUCACCUUGCGCGCCAAAGCUGCAUCUGCCCAUGUUGAACAGAUGAUUGACAAUUUCAGUGGCGAAACAGUGUCGCCGAAACUUAAAGAAGUUUUCAACGACGAAAGGACAAAGUUGGAACAAAAGCUGCUCGAAUGGCAACAAAAGUGGAACAAGCAGGCGAACGAGAUCCGGCCGGAAGCGUCGGCGCGACAUCCUGACGCGCCGCCUUCUGACCAAAAGAAAAACAAGUUUGCGCAGAAGCGGGAGGAGCGAAGACAGGCCGCGGAAAAGAAAGCCCAGGCGGACCGGGAAGAGCAGAGAAAGCGGCUUGACACAGCGAAACAGACCGUCGUGCAGCGCAUUGUGGACCGGGUCAAGAAAAAUUGGAAGAUUGUCAAGGAACUGCGGAAGACCAGCCGGACUCUCAGUCAGGCUGCAGGAGCAACUACCACACAUGGUGAAGGACCGCACACUGCUGCCUCUUCAGCGACGAUGGUGAGAGAAAAAGCGCCGCACUGGACUGUGAAGGGUUCGCAUUUUGUGUUGCAUGCCCCGGGCCAGGCGGCCGUCACCGUGCGCAGGCGGCACAAGGGCGAUUACUAG
Amoebophrya sp. A120 is the source of this 6645-nucleotide messenger RNA. The record is from the annotation of a GenBank genome assembly. NCBI's taxonomy places the organism in Eukaryota, Dinophyceae, Syndiniales, Amoebophryaceae.